Molecule: messenger RNA, 438 nt
Organism: Ambispora leptoticha
Lineage: Eukaryota; Fungi; Glomeromycota; Glomeromycetes; Archaeosporales; Ambisporaceae
Source: the annotation of a GenBank genome assembly
AUGCCUGAUCUCAUUUUUGACUCCUUGAAUUUUAUAGCACUAUUGAGUUUAUCGCUUUUGACACUGGCCAUUCUGCAUCAUCAUCAAAGACACAAUACAUCAUCAAAUGUACCACAUCGAAGAUAUUCAGUAUCUUCUGUUGCAAAGCCACCAAAAAACAUGACAAAACAUUCUUCAUCUUCGCAUAGAUCCUCGCUUAGUCAUGGAGGGGGCGAAGGAAUAUUAGCUGAAGGUGUUAACCAUACAUCUAGACCUUCUCGCAAAGAUUCUGGGAUUUCAACUACGAGCUUUCAAUCGCAUAAAAAAGUUGAUUCACAAGGAAUUAAUAAAAAACAUAAUAAAAGAAUGUCGAAUCCAGUUGUAAGCAAAUCAGCAACACUUGAUGCCAAUAAGAAUAAUCAAAACAUACUGACUUUUGAAGAAGAUUAUAUCUCUUAA